UAUUCAACGUAAAGUAAUCAAACUUUUCACUCUUUAUUAUCUCUUAGUCAAUGAAAUAGUGUGCUUCCUAUACUAUAAAGGCAAAGCAUAGUCAAGAAAAUAAUAAGAAUAAAAAUGGCAGUAUUUCAUAUCAACGUGUUUCUGUUACUCUCUCUUUUAACCAUCACCAUUGUUACUCCUAUGAAUGGUUUUAAACCUCUUGGUGUUCAUGAAGUUUCUGAUUUCAACCGGAGCAGUUUUCCCAAAGGCUUUGUUUUUGGAACAGCCUCUUCUGCAUAUCAGUAUGAAGGUGCAGCAUUUGAGGGUGGAAAAGGACCAAGCAUUUGGGAUAACUUCACUCAUAAAUAUCCAGAAAAAAUAAGAGAUAGAAGUAAUGGUGAUGUAGCGGUUGACUCCUAUCAUAAGUACAAAGAAGAUAUUGAACUCAUAAAGGAUUUGAAUAUGGAUGCUUAUAGAUUCUCCAUUUCUUGGUCUAGAGUUCUACCAAAGGGAAAGCUUAGCGGAGGUGUAAAUCCUGAAGGAAUAAAGUACUACAACAAUCUCAUCAACGAAUUAUUGGCUAAGGGUUUGCAACCAUAUGUGACACUUUUUCAUUGGGACGUUCCCCACGCUUUAGAGGAUGAGUAUGGCGGUUUUUUAAGGCGUCGCAUUGUAGAUGAUUUUAGAGACUAUGCUGAACUUUGCUUCAAGGAAUUUGGUGAUAGAGUGAAACAUUGGAUUACUAUAAAUGAACCAUGGAGUGUGAGCAUGAAUGCUUAUGCAUUCGGAAAGUUCGCACCGGGUCGAUGUUCAGAUUGGUUAAAUCUGAAUUGCACAGGAGGUGAUUCAGGGACAGAACCAUAUUUGACUGCACACAACCAGCUUCUUGCUCAUUCUGCUGCUGCAAAUUUGUACCGGAUCAAAUAUAAGUCAUCUCAACGAGGCAAAAUAGGGAUUACCUUAGUCUCACACUGGUAUGAACCGGCCACUACAGCGAAGGCCGAUGUUUACGCUUCAAAACGAGGUCUCGACUUCAUGUUUGGAUGGUAUAUGAAUCCGCUUACAAGAGGCAAAUAUCCAAAAAGCAUGCGAACUUUGGUGGGAAAAAGGUUACCAAAAUUCUCAAAAGAAGAAUCAAGGGAACUUAAGGGGUCUUUUGAUUUUCUAGGCCUAAACUAUUACUCAUCCUACUAUGCUGCUCAUGCACCUCACCUUCGCAAUGCCGCGCAACCAACCAUACAAACUGAUUCUCUUAUUAAUGCUACAUUUGAACAUAAUGGCAAGCCUCUUGGUCCAAUGGUAAUGUCUGCUUCGAGUUGGUUAUGUAUUUAUCCAAAAGGAUUUCAGAAUCUUUUGCUUUACACCAAGAAAACGUACAAGGACCCUGUAAUUUACAUUACUGAAAAUGGUCGUGAUGAGUUCAACGAUCCAACAUUAUCUCUUGAAGAAUCUCUCUUAGAUACUUAUAGGAUUGAUUACUACUAUCGCCAUCUUUACUAUCUCGAAACUGCAAUUAGGGAUGGUGUGAAUGUAAAGGGAUAUUUUGCAUGGUCAUUGUUGGAUAACUUUGAAUGGGAUUCUGGCUUGAGCGUGAGAUUUGGACUCGUCUUCGUUGAUUUUAAAGACGGUCAGAAAAGACACCCAAAACUUUCUGCUGAAUGGUUCAAGAAUUUUCUCGUUAAAUCUUAGACAUGUAUAUUAUAUGAUUUCAAGAAAAUGAUUUUGUUUUAAUGAACUUAGGAUUUUUCGAUCCAUUUAAUGGGAUAUGAUUUUUAUUUUUGUCGUUGUUGUUGAAGUUAGGAUUAGUGAAAAGUGAAAUGAAACUCACUCGCAUGUAGAACUUUGUGAAAUAAAAAGAAUUGUCAAUAAAUGAAUUCAAAGUGUGUAAAAUAACUUCUUACUCACAGUCUUUUAAUACAAUGAUAUUAUAUAUAUUGUGACUAUUGAACAUGUAGAAAAGUGUAUGAAUAGUAAACUUUAAAAUUCCUUGAUAUGGUAAUUAUUGGUCAACGAUAGAACACUUGUAACUGAUUGAAGAAAGGAUUGAGAAAAAAUGGAGACGAUUGGAAGAGA
This is a messenger RNA of Lathyrus oleraceus (garden pea), 2052 nucleotides long. RefSeq names its product cyanogenic beta-glucosidase. Gene Ontology annotation, molecular function: beta-glucosidase activity. The record is from RefSeq and is a predicted model, not a curated record. NCBI's taxonomy places the organism in Eukaryota, Viridiplantae, Streptophyta, Magnoliopsida, Fabales, Fabaceae. The coding region runs from base 115 to 1668 and encodes 517 amino acids. The transcript is spliced from 12 exons. Gene Ontology annotation, biological process: carbohydrate metabolic process.